UGCUCUCCGCUUGCUGCUCGAACCCACAAGUUUGUGAAAAGAUUUUAAAGUGACGAGUUAAACGAACCGCCAUGAAUUUGGUGACACAAUGAAUUUAAAACACACUGUUGCUUUAUUUCAAGCGGAAUGAACACACUGCAUUGGUGUUAAAAUGAGGGCGACCCUUUUAAACGGACUACUCUUGCUCUUUGUCGGAGUCGCACAAGGGGCUUCAUUCUAUGGUGAUGGAUUUGUGCAGUUAAAAGGGACAGAGACGUCUAGCCGCAACACACUGCACGUUCGUUUCCGCACCUCCAGCCUGAAUGGCCUGCUGUUCCUGGCUGCAGGGCAGAAUGAUUUCCUGCUGCUGGAGAUGAAUGCUGGCAGACUCCAGGUAAGGUUGGAUCUGGGAUCUGGAGAGCAGAUGCUUGUCUCAGACAGUGGAACCCAGCUGAAUGAUCUGGCUUGGCACACUGCAGAGCUUUUCCAUGACAUGUACAAUGUCACACUGACUGUGGACAACCACUCCAAGACCAGCCUGCGAAUGCCAGGCCCAGAGCGAGAGCUGCACAUCAAUAACGGCUUGUACGUUGGUGGUACGGGAGGUUUGGAUCAGGCGUAUCUGUCCAGAGACCUCAAUGGCUUCCGUGGUUGCCUCGAUGAAGUAAUAUUUAAUCAGCACAACCUCCUUUCAUCUUUAAGGCCCUACUCAGGCUUCAAAAAUGUCUAUGAGGUUUCCCUAGGAUGCAGUCCUCAGUUUUUUGCCAAUGAGGAUGACCCAAUCAGCUUUUUCAGCUCACGGGCUUACAUAUCCCUUCCUUCUUGGACGGCACGACACGAGUGGGUUUUUGAAUGCUCAAUCCACACAUCAGCCGAAGAAGGGAUUGUUAUGUACAACUCAGCUCGACAGGGAGAUUUUGUUGCCCUUGAGAUCCAGAAAGGUCUCCUUGUUGCAGUGGUCGGUAAAGAUGGAAGUAAAUCAGAGCUACGUUCCCUUACCUUCAUCAGUGACAACAAAUGGCACAACGUUCAGCUCUUUUUCACACCGAAAAACCUCCAACUUACAGUAGAUGGAGAAACCGUCAAGUCCAUCAUUACCUCCAGAUCAAAAGCCUUUCAUCUGAAAGGUUCCCUUUUUCUUGGGGGAAUUGAUGACAGCGCACGUUCUGAGGUCAGAAAGGUUGGCCUUUCGUCAGUAGCAGGGAAACGUGUUAAAGGUGGUUCCUUCAAAGGAUGCUUCAGAGACAUUAAAAUAAAUCAUGUCAAAAUGGGUCUCCCCAAUGCUGUGGUAACCAAAGACAUCUCUGUUGGAUGUGAACCUGAAAAGGAGCUGGAUAUAAGCACCACAGUGAGCCCAACUACCAUUCCCAUAACCCUUGUUGACUCAGUCACUCAGCUGCCACCCCCAGAUGUAUCCACCCUCGCCAAAGGUCUCGUCAAAAAGUAUGGACACAAUUUUUUACAGCUUAGGAACCUUGUUGUCCCAGAAGGUGGUAGGGGAUCCUUGGAUUCAAAGCAUAUUAAAGUAAACCUUGAUUUCAAGAAGCUUGGCAUCCGUCAGUCUCAAAUCAUCUUUAGGAUUGAAGAGCAGCCGGUGCAUGGUCAACUUAGGCUUGAUGUAGACCAGGAACAAGCUGAGCAUACAUUCAGCAUGCUGGAUUUGUGGCACGGCAGAGUGAUGUACAUCCAUGGGGGAUCUGAAGACCCGCAGGACUUCUUCAUGUUCUCUGUGUUCUCCAGUAGCAGAAAGGAAGUGCCAGGCUAUCUAAAGGGACACAAGUUGCACCGGUAUAAUAUCACCAUUACGCCAACCAAUGAUGCCCCUGAGUUGAGUCUACCUGAGGGGAAUCUGUUUACCCUUUUGGAAAACUCCAAGAAGAGGCUGACCACUGAUGUUCUGAAGGCUAUAGACAUUGACAGCAAUUACACAGACCUUGUUUACUCUGUAUUAGGGAACCUUAAUGCCGAUGCAGGGUAUUUGGAGAACGAAGACAAUCCAGAUGCACCCAUAACUUCUUUCUCCCACUCAGCUCUUGUAGACGGAAAAAUAUACUAUGUCCACACGGGUGUGAGGAACUCUAGGAUUGUGUUGAGAGUCAGUGAUGGAGAGAAGGUGAGCAACACAGUGGUUCUUAGAAUAAUGGCUGUGGGUCUUGAAUACAAAAUCUCCAAUAAUACAGGACUGGAAGUGAUCCAAGGAGAGAAGUUUAUUUUAAGCACCAAACAACUGGGCGUAUGGACCAAUGCAUUGAAGCAGGUGGUUGAAAUUCGUUACGACGUGAUUGAGCCACCCACAUUCGGUGAGCUCCAGAGGAUGCACUCAAGUGGCGAAUGGAAGAUUACCAACUCGUUUUCUCAAAGAGUUCUUGAAAAGGAGCGUUUGAGGUACCUCAGCACCUACCAGUCCAUCCAAACAAGUAACAGCACGGACCACUUCAAGUGUAAAGUAACUGUGGCCUCCAGAGCUACUGAAGAAUUGGUGUUUCCCAUAAAGGUAAAGUGGAUACACUACACAAUAAAGAACAAUAAACCUAUAGAGCUGGAUAAAAUUACGAGAGCUGUAAUUGACUCAGAGCAUCUGUAUGCAACAGCACACGGUGUACAUUUGUCUGAGGAUGAGCUUCGUUUUAGAUUGUUGACUUUACCCAAAAGGGGAAUAAUUGAAGUGAACAAUGCCAGGCUGGAUGCAAAUUCCACAUUUCGUCAAAAGGACAUCAGAGAUUUGAAAGUUAAAUAUCAGCUAAUGGAAAGAUCAUACGAGGACACCAGUGAUGAAUUUGUUUUCCACAUAUUCUCAAAGCAUGCACAUUCUGCAAGUCAUGUUUUCAAAAUCAAUAUCAAAGCAGAUGUCAACAGCAUUUUCAUGACAAACAAUGGGCUGUCGCUUCUUGAAGGUGAAAGUAAGCUCAUCACAAAGGAUGAGUUGUUUGCUGAAACUCUAAGCACUAAAGAAAUGUACUACACAGUCACAAAGACGCCGCACCAUGGCAAGCUAAUGCGAAUCAACUUGUCCAACUCGACCAAAGACUUUGACAAUAUCAUGUCCUUUACCAAUCAAGACAUUCUUGAGGAACGUAUUAUGUAUGUUCACGAUGACAGUGAAACAACUCUUGAUGGUUUUACCUUCAUAGCCUCCACAAGUCCAAUAACAAAGCUUUCCUUAACAGAUAAUGACAUUGGCUCCAAGGAAGGUGUCUUUAACAUCUCAAUCCACCUGGUUAAUGAUGAGAAACCCAUCCGUGUUGUAGACAGAGUUUUUCAUGUUGUCAAAAAUGGACAGAGAUUACUUACACUUGAUGACCUGUGCUACCAUGAUGCAGAUUCAGACUUCAGUGAUGGGCAGCUUGUCUACACCCGCCGUGGUAUCCCAAUGGGGGAUUUGGUUCUUGCAAAUGACACUUCACAAAAGCUGUACCAGUUUCGCCAAGAAGACUUGGAACAGAAUCGAGUGCUUUUCAUUCACCACGGGAUGAACUCUGGCCGCUUUGUUCUCUUUGUGUCAGAUGGCAAGCACUAUGUGUCCUCUCUGUUGGAUAUUAGCGCACAGGAUGCUUAUUUAAAAACUGGAAAUAACACAGGCCUGUUGGUUCAGAAAGGGCAAGCCAAAACUCUUACUAAUGCUAACUUCAGUGUAGAGACAAACCUUGACAUCCGAAAUGAUAAUGAAAUAUUAUUCACAAUCCAAGUGGUUCCAAAGCAUGGGGGGCUUUAUUUAAAAAACAACAAAAUUGAGUCGUUCACCCAACAUGACCUGAGGAAUGGCUACUUGUCUUAUCAACAUGACAACAGUAAGAACCUGGCUGAUGUUUUUACACUGCUGGUGGAAGCAAAGGACCUUCGUCUUGAUGUUAAAAUCCAUGUGAAGGUGUACCUGGAAAGCCAUCAAAGGCCACCCAUUGUCCUUCAUAACAAAACCUUGCUGGUGGAGGAGGGAAAACCAGUCAAAAUUGAGAGCAACAAACUCAAGGUGACUCAUGAAGCCAGUUCACCUUCAGAAAUAACAUUUACUGUCAAAGUUGCUCCAUCUCAUGGAUAUUUACGGCAUUUUAUUGAGGGUAAGGAUCAGUACCAAGGAACACAAGAGGACCCAUUAGUGAUCUUUUCCCAGCAGGAUGUUAAUGCUGGCAACGUUCAGUAUGUACAGGUGGCACCUGGCCAAAAGAGUGAUUCAUUCAUUCUGGAGGCCAGCAAUGGGGUCGCAGAGGUCAAUGACAUCAUCAUGUCUGUGGAUAUCAUCCCAUGGCUCAUACCCAUUGAGGUGUCCAAUAUCACUCUGAAAGAAGGGGCAUCCAAAGCUCUCACAGAGGACGUUAUCAAAGUAACAAACCCACAUUUCUCAGGCCUCAAUUUCGUGUACUACGUCUCAGAGGGUCCUCUGCACGGCCGCAUUGAGAAUUCACGUUUCAGGGGGAUACCCACAACCUACUUUACAAGGAAGCAGGUGGAACAGGAGUUUAUUUAUUAUGUCCAUGACAACACCGAAACCUUAGAGGACCGCUUCACUAUCACAGCGAAUGACACAGACCUGCGAAAACACAGCGCGCCGUGGACCGUGCAUGUCCAGAUCACAGCCGUCAAUGACGAGCCUCCAGCCAUUACAGCCAACAGGGUUCUCAGGGUGUGGGUGGACUCCAUCACAGAGAUCACCCCAGAGGAUCUAAACGCAGAAGAUGAGGACACACUUCCUGAGCAGCUGGAAUACAUCAUUACCCAACCCAGCAAUGGUCACAUGGCUCUAAAGACUGCCCCCAACAGGCCUAUCAUGAACUUUACUCAAGCUCACAUUGACCAGCGCCAACUGCUCUUCGUACAUAUUGGGCCGAUGGCAGGAGGCUUCAACUUCCAAGUAAAUGAUGGUGUGAACUUUGCUCCCAGGCAGAUAUUCAGUAUUACAGCUCGUGCCCUGGUUCUUAAUCUAAAGAAGGCUGGACCUCUUAAGGUGUUUCCAGGCUCCUUAUCCUUGAUUUCAAACGACAUUCUUCAGGCCGUGACCAACGAUGAUACCGGCGUCUCAAACAGAUCCAUUUAUUUUACUGUGAUCAAUCCUCCAAAAUUUGGAAAAUUGGUCAAUUUGAAGGCAGACAAGACCACAAGUGAUAUUUCGUCCUUCACACAACAAAUGGUGGAUGAGGGUGAAGUAGCAUAUCAGCAAAGUCAUGGGACGUCUUUGGGAUGGGCAGCGCUAGACAAGUUCACAUUUACUGUGUCCUCUCCACCUGCUAUGCUUGAAGCCCAGACAUUUGACUUUGACAUCUCUUACGAAAAUAUUGGACCUGAACAAAGUUCUGUGCUCCUCAAAAAUAAAGGUGUGGUGGUAACUGAAGGAGAUAAAGUCCUAAUUGACAAAUCAAUGCUGGAUGCAUCCAAUCUCAUGACGAAACAACCCGAAUCCAAGCGCAGUUCUUAUGAGGUUUGGUAUCAGGUCACAUCUCUUCCAAAGCAUGGUGUCAUUGUCGUUGGGGAACGAAAUCUUACAAAAGAAAAGCCCAAUUUCUCUCAAUUCAUCCUUAACAAAUAUGGAAUCACAUACCAUCACGACAGCUCAGAGACAACCCAUGACCAUUUUGACUUUGAUGUGUAUCUGAACCUAAAGAGCAAACCACCAACCCGCCCCCUUGAUACCUCAGAGGUCGUGUCAGAAUCAUUCAACAUCACUGUAAUUCCCAUAAAUGAUCAACCACCGGUUUUGAAGACCAAAGCUCCUAGCCUCAAAGUCGUCCAGGGAGACACCGUGGCUAUCGGACCCAACAACUUAAGUGUGGUUGACCUGGACAACUCACCAAAUGAAAUCCAGUACACAGUGAUUAGCAAACCUAGCAAUGGUUUCCUAGCCAUUUCAGAACGCAUGAAUGAGUCGGUGGACUCCUUCUCCCAGGCUCAAAUCAAUAAUGGAGAGGUGUUCUUCAUCCACGACGGCAGUCCUUCAUCUGGAGCGUUCUACUUCAGCGUCACCGAUGGCCAUCAUCGUCCUUUAUAUAAACUCUUCAAUCUGGAAGUGGUAGAGAUCACAGUUUCCAUGGCUAACAACACAGAGGUGCAACUGGACCAGGGACACACUUCUGUAACUCUUACACGGUCACACCUGGCUGCUGUGACCAAUGGUAAAAACACUACAGUGCACUAUAAAAUCACAGUACCACCACAGUAUGGUAAACUCUUACUAGACAAUGAGGUCGUAACCGUUUUCAGUCAAGAUGAUCUUCAGCAGGAGAAGCUAAGCUACCACAUGGUCAACCUUGAGUCAUCCCAUGAUAACUUUGAGUUUGUGGCUUUCACAACAGAGGCGAACCUAACUAACCAAGUAGUUAACAUUACUGUGAAACCCCUUAUUAAGUACGCAGAAGGGGCAACAUUUCCUAAUGGAGUUCGAAGUAAGCUGAAGUCACAUUUGCUGAAUGUGUCCGAACUUGCUUUGCUGAGUAGUAGUGACCCAUUGUUUGAAAUUACCUCAUCUCCGGAGAAUGGCAGGAUUGUUCGGGCGACUGGCAGCAAGGGAAAGAAAGUUGAAUCUGUGAAGUCUUUCACUUUUAGUGAACUACAGCAGGAGAAACUGGCCAUCGAGCUAAAGGCGAACCUGACAGGUGUCAAUGAAGUAAAUGACUCUUUCAGAUUUGUGCUUAAAGCCAAUAACAUCCAACCUGCCAAUGGGAUUUUCACUUUUAGCAUCAUACCUCAUGUUCCCAGUCUGGAGAUGUCAACCGUGAUCCCAAUGACCACAAUCAGACCUGUUUUUCAUAACCAAACCGCUGCCAUGAGCUUGUUUCCAUCUUCAACAUCUCUACCUGUGAGGCCGACGCAACGGGUGACCAAAUCCGGGUCGAAAUACAAAGGACGCAACCGUUGGGGUAAUUCAAACAGCAUUGAUACGGGUACUACUAAUCUAAAACCAACCCAUGGUGUGGAGGAGAUUUAUCCCAUAAAUAAUACCCCAGUAAAAGUAGAGUCAGUUUCCCAGACGGGCUCCUCCUCAAACUCAAUGAUCAUCCUUUUGCCUCUUCUUGCUCUUCUGCUUCUGGUCAUUAUUGUGGUCGUGUUGGUGCUGCUCUUAAGACGGAACUGGAGGAGGAAACCGAAGCCUUUAAAGAGUACAUCAGCAACAUCCCAGGACAACCCAUCCCAUCAAGACGAGCCACACUGGCCUGCAACCGUCCCCGUUGUAACCGUCACUCCUCUAACUCCAAGAAACGCUGGAAGUUCAGCCAUAACCAGACUGCAAACCAGAGGUGAGAACUCCCCGUAUGGCACAUCUGUGUCUCUGUGCUCUUUUGGAGGCCUGGAGCCUGAAGUUUCACAGCUUUGCAGGACAACCAACCCCUCUCUGAGAAACAACCAGUACUGGGUAUGACCCUUGAACGUGUCAGUUGCGCUGCUGUCUAUGCAGGGUCAGAAAGCUCUUGGAUUUCCUCAAAAAUAUUUAGUUUUUUUUUAGGGCCCAAGUACCAGUGGUGCAAGGACCCUAUUGGAAUUGCCCAGAUUCUUCUUCUUCUCCAAAAUCAGUGGCAUUUUUGAGGGCCUAAACAUGCUCGAAAACUCACAAAACUUCACCAAAAGUGGUGAAAAUUUACAUCUGAUAUGGGUUUCAUAAGUGGGUGUGGCAAAAUGGCUUGAUAGCACCACCAAUAAAAUUUAAACAAUGUGUAUGUUUUACAUACAUGUACGAAAUGCGGUAGACACAUGUAACACACCUAUAUCUACAAAAAAGUUCCCUGGUACGAAGUCCGAAACAACAGGAGGUCUGUUUUGUGCCGUUUUUGCCAUUUUCAGGCAUUGUAUUUAAAUGAACUCCUCCUAGAGAUUUAAACAGAUCUACAACAAAUUUAGUCAGUGUAAUCUAAAGCCCUCUGUCAUGUUAAAUUGCGAAGAUCUUGAGUUUUCGUUGAAGGACAUGUCCUUGGCAGCCUGACAAACUUCGAUGUUUCACUAUGAAAAGGGAAGUUCUUAUAAUUCAGGCAUACAAUGUCCGAUCUGCACCAAAAUUUACAUUUGAUAAGAGUCCUGUCCUGAACACAUGCCCAUGACUGUAUUCAUUUAUAGCCAUAUUGCCACUCUCUACUCUAACGUUUUACACUCUUACGAACUCCUAGAGAUUUAACAACAUCAACAUCAUAUUUGGUCAGUCUAAUCAAAAGGCCUUUGCGAUGUUAAAUUGCGAAGAUCUUGAGUUUUUGUUAAAGGGUGUAUCCGUGGCGGCCUGACAAAGUUUGAUGUUUUGCUAUGGGAAUAGAAGUUGUUGUAAUUCAGCCAUACAAUGUCUGAUCUGCCCCAAACUUUACACGUUCACUAAGAAUCCUGUCCUGAACACAUCUAAAGGCCAAAAUUUUGUUCAUAGCGCCACCUGCUGGCAACAGGAAAUGACUUGUUUUACACUAACUUAAACAUGCAAUAUCCAAACUGCACCAAACUUCACAUGUUUGGUAAGAGUCCUGGCCUGAAGACAUCUAAAGGCCAAUAUUCAGUUAUAAUCAUAGUGCCACCUGUUGGCAACAAGAUCGUGCUUUGCACUAACUCAAACAUACCAUGUUCAGUCUGCACCAAAAUUUAUAUGUUUAAUAAAAAGUGCUGGCCUGAAGACAUCUACAUGCCAAUAUUCAGUUAUAGUCAUAGCGCCACUACAUGGUAGCAGGAAGUUUGGCACAUAUAAAUGACAUAUUCCUUCUAUAUUUACCACUUUAAAUGCAUAUUGCUCACCAUUCGCUGUUUUCCUAAAGCCACCGGGUGGUGUUGAGCCUGGAUGCGAGGGCCCCUUCAACGCUGCUUGCAGCUUUAAUUUUUUAUUAUCUUUAGCAAACUAAGUGCUUGAGAAAUCUCUGUUGUAUUUUUUUGCAUUUGCUAGAUGCACAAACUCAUUUGUGAAGACACUGAUGUUGGGUGUUUAAAAAGUAAUUUUUGUGCCUACCUCAGAUCAGAUAGCCUCAUAAUAAGAAAAUGGCAAAUUCAGAACAAAAAACAAUGUAUUACACUGAAAUCAUUGCAAUGGGAUAACAUUAUAUGGUACUAUGUUUUGUAUACUGAAACUAUUUAAAGCCGUAAGGAUAUUUAUUUAUGAUAUUAGAGUUUCUAAAAAUAUUAUAAUUACAUUUAUUCCGGCACUGAGAGAAUCUGUGUUUGGUGUGCACAUUUGAACGGCACAACUCUGUAUAUUUUGGGUACGAUUUACAUUGUGUAUUACAUAUGUGUGUGUGUUAUAAUUGAAUAUUUAUACAGAAGUUUUUAUACUCUCAGGAAGUAAUACCGUACAUCUUUAAA
This is a messenger RNA of Labeo rohita (rohu), 9225 nucleotides long. It is a transcript of the gene cspg4ba, whose product is annotated as chondroitin sulfate proteoglycan 4ba. The record is from RefSeq and is a predicted model, not a curated record. NCBI's taxonomy places the organism in Eukaryota, Metazoa, Chordata, Actinopteri, Cypriniformes, Cyprinidae. The coding region runs from base 152 to 7324 and encodes 2390 amino acids. The transcript has 10 exons.